AUGGAGUUGUUAGCGGAUUCUGUCAAGGGCUUCUACAACCUUCGCGACCCGCCCUGGCGACGAACGGAUUGGGAUAGACGUGCAGACGGCAAGGAUCGAGUUCAGCUGGCGGAUGGAUCUUUUUUUUCUUCGCUUGAUACAAUGCAGCGGAAAGGAGGCUCAACUGGGAAGGUCGGAAUAAAGGUCGCAUUUACAAUGGGAGGCGAAGAGGGAACAAUUUCUCUCUGCUUUUCAUAUGCUGGUGCUUUAUUUUGCCACGGGGGCGGGUUUGGGGAGCGAAGAAGAAAAGAUGUAAGCCAGUCAGAUUUCGGAGCCGGUUACUGGCUUCUUUCCGGGCGUUUGGGCGUUCUUGGCCUGUCUCUCAGUCGUCUACAUCUGGCCUAUACCGAGCGAGCAGCGUUUUUCUACUUGUGCCGACGCCACUCCCGCUGUUCUGGUCUGCUUCUCGUCCCUCCGUACGAGAUGACAAAUGCUGAACCACCCGAGGGGCUUCUUCUCUCUCUUUCCACGUUUUCAGCAUUGACCGAUCCUGCAGUACUACCACGGGCGGCAAAUGGGGAUUUCGAGGCGAGAGGGCAACAAGCGAGCCCUGGUGAUGGUGGCGUGGCGGCGUGGCGAUUGUCCGUUGCUCGUCCGUGA
Molecule: messenger RNA, 639 nt
Organism: Cordyceps militaris CM01
Lineage: Eukaryota; Fungi; Ascomycota; Sordariomycetes; Hypocreales; Cordycipitaceae
Exons: 3
Coding region: 1-639 (212 amino acids)
Source: RefSeq, a predicted model, not a curated record